AUGGGAAACUGUUUCACUCAUAAAGGAAAAGCUUCAGAUCGGUGGAUCCGGGAGGAGGAGGAAGAAAACAAACACCAUGAGCAGCGAAACAGAAUCAGCGAUCCCUCAGAUCAGUGCACUGAUGCUCCGGCUGACAGAGUCAAAGGUGAUCUUUCAGAUCGGUGGAGUGAGGAGGAAGAAAACAAGCAUGAGAAGAGAAACAGUACUGGUUCAUCUGACAGAAUCAGUGAUCUCCCAGAUGAUAUGUUGCAUCUCAUAUUCUCAUUCUUGCCUUUCAAAUACGUUGGGCAAACUAGUGUCUUAUCUCGAAGAUGGAGUCAUGUAUGGUCUUCCUAUCCCAUCUUUGACUUCUACGAAAUUUUUACUGGUAAUGAAGCUGAACAUCACCAGAUAAGAGCAAGCAUCAUCAACACAGUAUUGGCUCGCGAUCGCCACAACGAAAACUAUACCAUGAUGUACCCAUGCCAAAAAAUUCCCUUGCCAAGAGGCAGACUAGGUCAAUUUUGUAUAGUUGGGGAGAAUCCAAACAAUUCUUGUUUGGCUAGGGUCGAGGAACUUGUACUCGAUAUCUCGUUGAGUAGUGCAAAUACAUCUAAUUUGCCUCAAUGUCAACUUAAGUGCCACUCAUUAAGGAGUAGUAGCUGUGGGAGUUCAAAGGCAUGGCUAGGGUUUCCCUCUACUUAUGUUGUCUGGUCUUAUCUCCUUUCACUCCAAGAUUUGUUUCUAGCUCAUGUGGAUUUCUCAGAUAGUGCUUUGGGUGUGGAUUUAUUUUCUGGUUCUUCAUUCCCUUUUCUCAAAAAAUUGAAUAUAGAGUGGUGUAGAGGAAUGACUGCUCUCAAAAUUUGCUGUCCGAACCUAAAAGAUGUAUGCAUUUUAGGAAUGGAUCUAUAUAGCAAGGACAUCUCUGGAAUGAGACUGGAGGAGUUGUUUUGUGGUGAAAAUUGCAUCGAUGGUUGGGUCAACAUUUUUGCCCCGAAUCUACAAUACUUGUACUGGGGCAAUCCAAUUACUGAGAAGUGUUCCAUCCAGAGCUUUCCUACGCCCAAAAGAUCUUGCAUUGGUUGUUCGUUUCUGUUCGGCAUAACAAAAACAAAUAUUUUUCAUAACAGUGCUAUCAAUCUUCUUUCCCAUUCAUCCCAAGCUGAAAUCCUUGAGAUACUCGAUGACUACCUCGAGAUUCUAUCAGACAUUUAUAUUGAAUUUGGUGGUGUACCUUUCUCAUUUGGCAAACUUGAAACCUUGAAAAUUGGGUACACAAUGAAGCAGAGAUAUAUCCCGGGUAUAGCAUGCCUGUUGAAGAGCUCUCCCGUAGUCCACACCCUCGACAUUGACUUUCUCUCUUUCGAAGAAAAUGAUAAGUGGAAUAACAUUAUGUUGGAUAAUGCCAAUUGCACUCAAGAGCAAUACUGGGAAACUCAGGCUCAACAUUUGAUCCCCUUUCUUAGUCACCUAAAGGUGGUCGACAUCGGCCUUGGUAACUUGAUCUCUGAGAAUGCAAUCACUUUUGCGAAGUUUUUGCUUAAAUAUGGAAGAGGCCUGCAAAAAAUGACUCUUAGUUUUUGGAGGAGCGGAAGUUCUCUUCCUCCGAAUUCGCUAAAUGAUACCAUUGAUUUAUUAAAGGGUUUCCCCCGGGCAUCUGCAGAUCUUGAGUUCUCAAGAUACUGCUAUUGA
Molecule: messenger RNA, 1671 nt
Organism: Rosa rugosa (rugosa rose)
Lineage: Eukaryota; Viridiplantae; Streptophyta; Magnoliopsida; Rosales; Rosaceae
Product: putative F-box/FBD/LRR-repeat protein At4g03220
Exons: 1
Coding region: 1-1671 (556 amino acids)
Molecular function (GO): protein binding
Source: RefSeq, a predicted model, not a curated record